AUGACAUCAAAAGUUUGGUAUAUUACAGGUUGCUCAACUGGUAUUGGUGCAAGUCUGGUCAAGUUGUUACUCGAGAAUGGUCAAAAAGUGGCCGCCACAUCAAGAAACAAACAAGCAUUGAUUGAUGGUAUUGGUGCCCCUGCCAAGACUCACAGUGACUCCUUCCUUCCAUUGGUGGUCAAUCUCGCUGAUGAAACAAGUAUCAAGAACUCUGUCACAGAGACUACAAACAAGUUUGGUACCAUCGAUGUGUUGGUCAACAAUGCAGGUUGUGGACUUGCCGGAACACUUGAGGAGUUGCCCAUCUCUGACAUCAAGGAGCACUUUGAGAUCAACUUCUUUGCCUCACUCUACGUCUACCGUGCAGUCGCACCAGUCAUGCGUGCCAAGAAGUCUGGUCUAAUCAUGAAUGUCACCUCUAUCCUUGCCAAUGUGGGUCUCGUCUCAUUCGGUGCCUACAGUGCCACCAAGGCAGCAUUGGAGAUGGCCACAGAAAGCAUGGAUGCCGAGCUGAAGGACUUUGGCAUCAGGGUGUUGACCAUCAACCCAGGCAGCUUCAAGACAGACAUUGCCUCUCCGACCAAGUUCAAACGAGCACCAAACACAAUCCCAGACUAUGAGCCCUUGCACAAGAUUCUGGCUUCGGGCAAGACCAUCCCUCCAAUGAAUGGUGAUCCAGACAAGUUGGCCAAACUACUCUUGAAGUUGUCCACUGUUCCAGCUGAAACACUACCCCAGCACAUGUACAUUGGUGUUGACAGCUACAACUUGGCUAAACAAAAGGCAGAGGGUUGGAUCAAGGAUUUGGAGACUUGGAAGGCAGACUCGACCUCAACCAACUUUGAUGGAGUUCAAUAA
This is a messenger RNA of Acytostelium subglobosum LB1, 858 nucleotides long. RefSeq lists its product as hypothetical. The record is from RefSeq and is a predicted model, not a curated record. Lineage: Eukaryota; Evosea; Eumycetozoa; Acytosteliales; Acytosteliaceae. Bases 1 to 858 code for a protein of 285 amino acids. The transcript has a single exon.